AUGCAGUCCCCUGUCUCCUCUCUCCCUGUCCCCCAUGAUACUGUCUCCCCAUCUACUGCCUCUGCUACUCUCCCUUCUCUUUCUGUCCCUCACUCUCUCCCCUCUAUUUCCAUCCCUCACUCUCUCCCCUCUAUUUCCAUCCCUCACUCUCUCCCUUCUCUUUCCGUCCCUCACUCUCUCCCUUCUCUUUCUGUCCAUCACUCUCUCCCUUCUCUUUCUAUCCCUCACUCUCUCCCUUCUCUUUCUGUCCCUCACUCUCUCCCUUCUCUUUCUGUCCCUCACUCUCUCCCUUCUCUUUCUGUCCCUCACUCUCUCCCCACUCUUUCUGUCCCUCACUCUCUCCCCUCUCUUUCUGUCCCUCACUCUCUCCCCGCUCUUUCUACCUCUCACUCUACUGUCUCCUCUUCUGUCUCCCCUCAAACUCUCCCUUCUUCUGUUCCCGCUCUCUCUGUUCCCGUUCUGUCUGUUCCCUCUCUUUCUGUCCCAUCUCUUUCUGUUGCCCCCACCUACGCCUCGUCACACUCCUGUGAUCCCCUUCUCCGUUUCUCCUUCUCUGAUCUGAACCUGCCAGACCUCUACACCUCCUUCCAGUCCCUCUGCAGAAGCGUCAGGGAGAGAGUGGCCUCGCAAUCGGACGUGGGUCCAUUAUUUGUGUUGACCAAUGACAGUACCCCACUGCACACCCCAACUCUCCCCCCUCUUUCCCCUCACCCUGUACCCUCUGUAGUGCCCGGGCCUCCUCCUGAGGCAGACAGACUGUCUCACAGCAGUGUGGUGCCAGCAGACUGGUUCAGUACUACAGACACUCUGAAGGAGAGCUUUAGGGUCGCCAGCAGUCUGGACUGGGCCAACAUUGACCUCACUAGCCACCCAGACCUCCUGGAGAGCAUGCGCCAGGCCGAGCUCUGUGAUUGGGCGCUGGAGCCGACGCUCUUCACUUCGCUCUGUGAUUCGUUGAACCGUUUCUUCACUCAUAAGGGCCUAAUUGGCUCGUCCUCCGGUAACAACUCCCCAUUGGCCCAUGGUUCCCCUCAAUCUCUGCUCCUCCCACCCCUUACUCACAACACCCCCACCCUGGCCACCCUAACCCACCCCUCUCCCCUAGCCUACCCCCCUCUGAUCCCCCCUUCCAGCAGUUGGCAGUCCCCCAGGAGGCCCCUCCACCCCCAAACUCAGGGUGUACAGAGGCCCCACCUGACCCAACCUGGAGCUCCUCAGACCAAUGCUGGGAUGCAACUUCAACCUAAACCCCGUCCCCCUAUGAAACAUCUCCAUAACAACAGCGAGGAGAUCCAAGAUGACUUUGACUGGGACUCUCUGAUUGCUUGACAGAGUGGAUUCUGUUUGCCCCACGAUUCCAUUCAGGAAGUCUACUGGAUCAGUGUUGCCUGCCGGCACAGAUCUAGGAUCAGCUUACACUCCCCAAAACAAACCUGGACCACUGGGAGGAAACAUGCAAAACUGAACAUAGAUCAGUAUCUAGGGGAAACUUCCUCCUACUCCGAGGGGCCUCCCAUACAAAACACUACACCCUAUAUUCAGCUGCCUCACCACACACGCUACUCUUGCCAGUGAGGAUGGUCAUUGAUACUGCAUUCAGUCAUAAUGUAUUGCUAUAGUGAAAUGGUUGAAAGGUUUUUGGUUCCUACUUAUUUUCUGCAAUUGUAUCCCUAUCUGGAAGUCUUCACAGAAGCUUCUGGACAUGCAUAUAUCCUCCAACUGACAGAAGACUUCAUAUGUUAAUAAAACACUAUAAAUUGAA
Molecule: messenger RNA, 1762 nt
Organism: Oncorhynchus keta (chum salmon)
Lineage: Eukaryota; Metazoa; Chordata; Actinopteri; Salmoniformes; Salmonidae
Product: forkhead box protein J3-like
Exons: 5
Coding region: 1-1329 (442 amino acids)
Biological process (GO): regulation of transcription by RNA polymerase II
Cellular component (GO): nucleus
Molecular function (GO): RNA polymerase II cis-regulatory region sequence-specific DNA binding; DNA-binding transcription factor activity, RNA polymerase II-specific
Source: RefSeq, a predicted model, not a curated record